UCAGCUUCACUCAGAGACUAAAUGGCUUCCAGAUUAGAGGACGAUCUCUGCUGUUCUGUCUGCCGCGACAUCUUUAAAGAUCCUGUCAUCCUGUCAUGCAGCCACAGCUUCUGUAAAGACUGUCUGCAGAGCUGGUGGACGGGGAAACAAACCAGAGAGUGUCCGCUCUGUAAGAGAAGAUCUUCGAGGAGUGAACCACCUUGUAACCUGGUGUUAAAGAAUCUUUGUGAGAGUUUCUUACAGGGGAGAGAUCAGAGAACUUCAGAGCCUCUCUGCAGUCUGCACUCUGAGAAACUCAAACUCUUCUGUCUGGACCAUCAGCAGCCAGUGUGUCUCGUCUGCAGAGACUCAGAAGAACACACCAACCACACAUUCAGAUCCAUCAAUGAAGCUGCACAACAACGCAAGAAGGAACUUCAGGAAACUCUGGAGCCUUUAAAGAAGAAGUUAAAGGUUUUUAAAGGAGUUAAAGUGAAGUUUGAUCAAACAGCAGAACACAUUCAGGUCCAGGCCCGACGCACAGAGACGCAGGUUAAGGAGCAGUUUAAGAAGCUUCACCAGUUUCUAGAAGAGGAAGAGGAGGCCAGGAUGGCUGCACUGAGGGAGGAAGAAGAGCAGAAGAGUCAGAUGAUGAAGGAGAAGAUGGAGGCUCUGAGCAGAGAGAUAGCAGCUCUUUCAGACACAGUCAGAGCCACAGAGGACGAGCUGAGAGCUGAACACGUCUCAUUCCUGCAAAACUACAGGGCUGCAGUGGAAAGAGUCCAGCAGCGCCCCCUGCUGGAGGAUCCACAGCUGCCCUCAGGAGCUCUGAUAGACCAGGCCAAACACCUGGGCAACCUGGCCUUCAACAUCUGGAACAAGAUGAAGGACAUGGUCUCCUACAGUCCUGUCAUACUGGACCCAAACACUGCUGGUCCAGAACUCAUCCUGUCUGAAGAUCUGACCAGUCUGAGACGAGGAGAGAAGCAGCAGCUUCCUGAUAAUCCAGAGAGGAUUGAUUAUUAUUCCUGCUCUGUUCUGGGCUCUGAGGGCUUUAACUCAGGGACUCACAGCUGGGAGGUCGAGGUUGGAGACAAUACAUUCUGGCAACUGGGUGUGUUAGCAGAGUCUGUCCAGAGGAGAGGAAACAUAUUGUCUGGAUUAUGGAGAAUAGAGUUCUGUGGAGAUAAAUACUUAUCACGGUCACCAUCAGAUGGGAUCACUGGUCUCGUAGUUCAGAAGAAGUCUCAGAGGAUCAGAGUGAAUCUGGACUGGAACAGAGGAAAGCUGUCGUUCUCUGAUGCUGACACCAACACACACAUACACACCUUCACACACACUUUCACUGAGAGGAUGUUUCCAUAUUUUGUGAAUGGGGAUUGGAAGAAUCAUCACCCAAUGCAGGUUUUACCAGUGAAGGUCUCUUUGGCUGCAGGAUCCCUCAAACGCGCCUUGUCCAAUCCUACCAUAGCAACUGAGGUCCACUGGCCUGCUAUAAAGGAGACAGUCCUCCCUGUCUUCUCUCUCUCUCUCUCCACCGUUCCUGCUUGGAAGCUUCUCCAGGAGGGGAUCCAGAUCCUGGAGCCACCAGCCCCCCUCCUCCCUCCCUCCCUGCUGAGAUCCUCUGCAGCUGAGAUGGCUUCCAGAUUAGAGGACGAUCUCUGCUGUUCUGUCUGCCACGACAUCUUUAAAGAUCCUGUCGUCCUGUCAUGCAGCCACAGCUUCUGUAAAGACUGUCUGCAGAGCUGGUGGAGGGAGAAAAAAAACAGAGAGUGUCCAGUUUGUAAGAAAAGACAUUCAAAGGAAUUAUUUCCUCCUAACUUGGCGUUAAAGAACCUGUGUGAGAGUUUCUUACAGGAGAGAGAUCAGAGAGCUUCAGAGCCUCUCUGCAGUCUACACUCUGAGAAACUCAAACUCUUCUGUCUGGACCAUCAGCAGCCAGUGUGUCACAUCUGCAGAGACUCAGAGAAACACACCAACCACCGAUUCAGACCCAUCGAUGAAGCUGCACAACAACACAAGAAGAAACUUCAGGAAACUCUGGAGCCUUUAAAGAAGAAGUUAAAGGUUUUUGAAGAAGUUAAAGUGAAGUUUGAUCAAACAGCAGAACACAUUCAGGUCCAGGCCCGACGCACAGAGACGCAGAUUAAGGAGCAGUUUAAGAAGCUUCACCAGUUUCUAGAAGAGGAAGAGGAGGCCAGGAUGGCUGCACUGAGGGAGGAAGAGGAGCAGAAGAGUCAGAUGAUGAAGGAGAAGAUGGAGGCUCUGAGCAGAGAGAUAGCAGCUCUUUCAGACACAGUCAGAGCCACAGAGGACGAGCUGAGAGCUGAACACGUCUCAUUCCUGCACAACUACAAGGCUGCAGUGGAAAGAGUCCAGCAGCGCCCCCUGCUUGAGGAUCCACAGCUGCCCUCAGGAGCUCUGAUAGACCAGGCCAAACACCUGGGCAACCUGGCCUUCAACAUCUGGAACAAGAUGAAGGACAUGGUCUCCUACAGUCCUGUUGUUCUGGACCCAAACACUGCUGGUACAAAACUCAUCCUGUCUGAAGAUCUGACCAGUCUGAGAGCAGGAGAGAAACAGCAGCUUCCUGAUAAUCCAGAGAGGAUUCGUUCUUAUUACUGCUCUGUUCUGGGCUCUGAAGGCUUUAACUCAGGGACUCACAGCUGGGAGGUCGAGGUUGGAGACAAUACAAACUGGGAUCUGGGUGUGUUAGCAGAGUCUGUCCAGAGGAAAGGAGACAUAGAGUCUGGAUUAUGGAGAAUAGAGUUCUUUGUGGGUAAAUAUUCAUCACGGUCACCAUCAGAUAGAGGAACUGAUCUCGUAGUGAAGAAGAAGUCUCAGAGGAUCAGAGUGAAUCUGGACUGGAACAGAGGAAAGCUGUCGUUCUCUGAUGCUGACACUAACACACACAUACACACCUUCACACACACUUUCACUGAGAGGAUGUUUCCAUUUUUUUUUAAUUGGGAUCGGAAGAAUCACCCACUGCAGGUUUUACCAGUGAAGGUCUCUGUGGCUGCAGGACAACAGAAAUAGACGAUCAGCAUCGUUCUGUUCAAGACGUCCUGAAGUCUUUGAGGAACAUGUGACUACGUUGUCCUGAUGAUGUUUGUUUCUCCGUCAGUGUGAGGAAAUGAUGUCAUGAUGAUGCAACUUCAUAUCAAAGAGCUGUCAAUCACUCUGUGACUGGCAGGCGUCUCUGUGGUUUCCUGUUUGAUUAUUGAUCAAAUCUUUAAAGUCAAAUCUCUGUAAAACUUCAUUCUCAUUGAUUGUUUAUUUCUUUUAUUGGUGUUUCAGGGUGUAAAAUACUGUCAAAUAACAGAAAACAAGUUAUUUUACAUAUAAUUUCUUUGAAAAUACAGUGAAUAAACAG
Molecule: messenger RNA, 3355 nt
Organism: Centropristis striata (black sea bass)
Lineage: Eukaryota; Metazoa; Chordata; Actinopteri; Perciformes; Serranidae
Product: pyrin-like
Exons: 3
Coding region: 22-3018 (998 amino acids)
Biological process (GO): protein ubiquitination
Molecular function (GO): protein binding; zinc ion binding; ubiquitin-protein transferase activity
Source: RefSeq, a predicted model, not a curated record